Molecule: messenger RNA, 1363 nt
Organism: Anarrhichthys ocellatus (wolf-eel)
Lineage: Eukaryota; Metazoa; Chordata; Actinopteri; Perciformes; Anarhichadidae
Gene: esm1
Product: endothelial cell-specific molecule 1
Exons: 3
Coding region: 252-797 (181 amino acids)
Cellular component (GO): extracellular region
Source: RefSeq, a predicted model, not a curated record
UCCCACUUCCACGCCGGAUUUCCAAAAAAAGGGGGCUGACUGGCAAAAAGGACGACAACACCGGAAUGAGGAAAUUGUCGAGAGGCAAAGCCAUGUGCAAAACAAAGUUGCUCAUCGCUGAUAACCAUACCACCUGAUGAGCCAGAGGGUCACUCCAUUCAAGUCUCCCAGAGGUGGUCCGCUUCUCCGUCCCUUGUCUCCGAGACGUCCAGCAGACAAACAGCCACGAGCUCCCUGCCCUGCACCCAGUGAUGUCUGUCCUCCUCAUCACAGUGUUGUCCUCACUCCUAGUGCGCGAUGCUGCGGCGUGGGGCGCCAAUGUCAAGUACGCGGUGAACUGCCCCGACCGGUGCAACGUGGAGCGGUGCGGCGGGACGCAGCGUUGCACACGGACGGUGCUGGAUGACUGCGGCUGUUGCCAGGUCUGCGCAGCCGGCAGAGGAGAACACUGUUACCGCACGGUGUCGGGGAUGCACGGGGUGAAGUGCGGACCGGGAUUAUUCUGCGAGUUCUACAAAGACGAGGACGAUUAUGGAGACGAAUAUGGCAUUUGCAAAGACUGUCUGUAUGGAACCUAUGGGAUUGAGUGCCGCAAGACAUGCAGCUGCAAAGGUGGCAUAUGUGACAGGGAGACUGGAGCUUGUCUCACGCUCAAAUUCUUUGCCAAAAUCGCCGGCAAACUCAAGACUGAUCCUCAAGAAGGGGGAGAGGUGGGCUCAGGAGAGGUCAGCACUGCCCAGAACACAGAUCAACAUAAGGACAGAUCCGCCGCUCCGAAGCGGCUCAACCCUCGCUGACAAGUGCUGACAAGACUGAAUCUAUUCAGUGUAAAUGUAGCAUUAACUUAUAAAUGAACUGAAAGAUAUAUUUUAUUAUGUUAAACAAUGAGAAACUUUUUUACAGCAUUUGGAAGUUUUGUUUUGUUUGUUUGCUACUCGUCUGACUCAAGCAUCUUUUCUAAUGAAAUACACAGGACUAUGUUAUUCUCUUCAAAUUCUCUUUUUCUCUGUUCUUCUGUCUGCUUCUCAAGAUUAACCCGGAGUGUGUCCCCUUGAGCUGCAGUGUAGACCUCAUUUAGUGUGCCUUCAUACAUUAUUGUUGAGAAAAAGAAAAGUUAAUGUCACAAGAAAAGGACCUUGCAUUUAUUUUCAAACUGGACACGGCAACAUUUAUCAUGGAUUCAUUGUAGUCCACUGAAUAUUUUGAAGUUUUCCAUCAUGAUAUCUUAUUUGUACUGUAUUUAUGAAAAGCGGACAUGGAAAAUAUCAUGUAUGUGACACCUGCCAAUGUAAAGAAUGCACUCACAAUUAAACCAAAGUUAUCACGGACUCGUUUAAUUUUGUUUCAUUGACUAAAAGUGGAA